AUGGAUUUAAAAAGAAAUUCUUCCAAAAAAAAAAAAAAAAAAAACAUACUAAACAAAAAAAGUAGUAAAAUUAAUAACAAACAAUCGAAAAAAGGAUUGUUAAAAAAAAACAAAUACGAGAAAGAUAAGUUAGGUGAACUUUAUAAAUUAGAAAUUGAAAAUUUUAAAAAAGAAAAAGACCAAAAAAAUGAAAAAUUAACUGAGAAUCUUGAAUUGAUAAAUGAUGAUUACGAUAAUAUAAAAGAAAUAUCAAAAAAAGUAAAUGAUCAGAUAAAUUUAUAUAAAGUUUUAUUAAGAACAAGAAUUUUAUCUCAAAAAGUAUUAUCUUUAUCUAAUAAAUUGCCACUAUUAUCAUUUGUUUCUUUAAAGGAUAAAAUGUUAGAUAAUGAUAAUUUAAGUAAAGACAUUAGAAACUCAUUAAAUGAAGUGAAAUGUAAUGAGGAAAAAUUAAAAGAUGAUAUUGGAGAUCUAUUAACCAUAUUGCAUAAUUUUUUGAAAAAAUAUUUUUUAAAAUGUGAUAUUCAAAUUAAUGAAAAUUUGUUUAAUGAACUAAAUAUAAUAAAUGAUGAAGAAGAUAAAUUAUUUUAUGAAAAUAGAAGAAAAUUGUAUAAUGAAGAUACAACAAAAAAUGAAAAGAAACUCUUUUCUAUUAUUGAUACGUGGUUUUUGUAUUCUAAAAAAAUGUGUUUAAAUUUUUUUGAUAUUAUGCAUAAAAUAACUAAAAUAAGUUCAACAAAAAGUUUAAAAACAUAUGAGCAAUCUAUAUCUUCUCAAAUUAAUCAAGUUAUGUUUGAAUUACCAUCAUUAAUUGAAAAUUCUUAUCCAGAAGCAUUAAAUUAUGAAAUUGUAGGAAAAAAAUUAUAUGAAUUAUUAUAUAAAGAUGAAAGAAACUUUAAUUUGAAUAAGCACAUUUAUGAUGAUGAGAUUUACUACAAAAAGUUUUUAUUGAAUGCUAUUCAAAUUUUGAAGAAUAAUCAGGAAGACAGUGAAUUGUUAAAAUCACAAAGAGAAAUAUAUAAGAUUAAAAAAAAAUAUGAUAACAAUAAUGUAAAUAGAGGAAAAAUAUUAUCUUAUGAACCUAUACCAAAAUUAGUUAAUUUCAUGUUACCUGAACCACCAGAUUGGAAAAAUGAAAGUUUAUAUGAAUAUGUAAAUAAUCCUGAAUUAAUUAAUGUUCUUUUAUCAUCUUUGUUUCAAGAUUAA
Molecule: messenger RNA, 1203 nt
Organism: Plasmodium gallinaceum
Lineage: Eukaryota; Apicomplexa; Aconoidasida; Haemosporida; Plasmodiidae
Product: conserved Plasmodium protein, unknown function
Exons: 5
Coding region: 1-1203 (400 amino acids)
Cellular component (GO): nucleolus; nucleus
Source: RefSeq, a predicted model, not a curated record